Molecule: messenger RNA, 858 nt
Organism: Funneliformis caledonium
Lineage: Eukaryota; Fungi; Glomeromycota; Glomeromycetes; Glomerales; Glomeraceae
Source: the annotation of a GenBank genome assembly
AUGGUAUUAACUCCAAGCGGUUCCCCUACUCCAACUUUGUCACCGACUGUUAAAAUUCUAUAUAAUGUGUCGCCUUCAUACAACGUUUCCUAUGGUGAACCAGCCAGUACAUCUUUGGUCAUCUUACUGAUAAUGGAUAAUUCACAAAAAUAUUUUCGAUCCGCUCUAUAUUAUUUUGUGAUAUGGUUAAGUACCGGUACAAUAGGAGGUUUAUUAUCAUUUUGGUGUUGGCAUUUAGGGUUAAUAUUAACAUCAGCGUACGGUGGGUUCGCGUUCAUCAUGACAUUUUUAACAUUAAUUCCAAUCUCAAUCGAUAUCAUACGUUAUUCUUUAAUAUCAUUCUUUAUAUUAUUACCUCCAAUCUUGGUUUAUAAAUAUGAAAGGGAAUCCAUCUACGUCGCCACUUCUGUGGCGGGUUCUUACACCUUCUUUUGUGGUGUAGAUGAAUUUGCUCAUCAAGGUUAUAGAGAGAUGAUUCAAUUCAUUCGUCAUGAGGGAACUUUAAGAUUCAUCCCUACUAUCAUCAUAUAUAUCAUGAUCUUACUUUCCGUAUUAUUGGCUGCUCUCGGUAUUACCUUUGAAUAUAAAUGUCAUGAGAACCCUACUUUUAACGUUUGGUGUGGUGAUAAGCCGUUAGGUGGUGGUGAUGAACUGGUCAUUAAACGAAACAAGAAUUUCUCGUUUGUUGAGUUUAUCAAAUUCUUUGUAAAUAUUAAAUUACGUUUAACUUUACUUUCAAUUAAAAUGAGAUUUGUUAAAGUUAAUUCAAAUAAUGAGAUCUCUACUGGGCAAGCUGUUGAUAGUAGUAAUACACCUGAUUCACGCGUCAUUAUUAAUGUUGAUAAUUCUGUAAUUUAA